Messenger RNA from Rotaria sordida, 483 nucleotides. Lineage: Eukaryota; Metazoa; Rotifera; Eurotatoria; Philodinida; Philodinidae. The record is from the annotation of a GenBank genome assembly.
AUGUCACAUGAAAACGAAGUACCAAUAGUGAAUCACGAUGGUAGUUUUGAUCAAGUAGCAUUGGAUACAUACAUACUAAAGUCUGAUCGAUCGGUCACAGUAGGUGCAUCUGUUGGAAGAAAAACAUCGCUCUGGACCAUUUUUUUAAUUGUUGCUGUUACUUUACUCUGUCCAACAAUUGUCAUUCCUACGACUGCUAUUUCCACAAGAAGUUUACGGACAACGACAGCUAUGCUAGCCGAACAUUGUGUUUCGUCGUUUCGUGUCAUGAGCUACAAUAUUCGAUUAGACUUGGUUCAGGACGGUCAAAAUCAAUGGAAUCUUCGCAAAGAUCGUCUAACUAGUCUCAUCCGUUAUCACAAACCUGAUCUUUUCGGUGUUCAAGAAGCUUUGCCUCAUCAAGUGGUAGACUUAAAGAUGGCGUUGCCUGUCUUUGAUUGGUAUGGUGUAGGUCGUGACGAUGUACAUGAACGACAAGCAUAA